GCGCAAACGUGACCAUGAACUCCACGUCGAGCGGGACGCCGCCGGACCAGCAACCUCAGCCUUCUCCCUACUACGGUGGCAAAGGCUGCGAUAGAAGCAUGUCCCGCUCCGACAGCGGGAGUGGAGAAGAUUCCCUGGACGCCCUCCCGUGCUGCAUACCUCGCUGCUGCCCCCUGACACCCUCGUUGUCCCCCCAAAAGCGCACCGCCAGCCAGUCCCAGACGGAGCCCCCGCUGCUGAGGACCAACAAUAGGACCAUCUACACGGCUGGCAGGCCCCCUUGGUACAACGUCACUGGGACCACCUUCAAGGAGGCCUUUGUCAUUGGUCUGUGUGGAGGAAGUGCUUCUGGGAAAACAACAGUAGCCAAUAAGAUCAUCGAGGCGCUAGACAUUCCCUGGGUGGUUCUGCUCUCCAUGGACUCAUUCUACAAGGUACUCAACAAAGAAGAACAGGAGCUGGCGGCGAAGAGCGAGUACAACUUUGACCACCCCGACGCCUUUGACGUUGAGCUGUUGGUCAACGUCCUGCGAAAGCUGAAGAAAGGAAAAAGCAUCAAAGUCCCCGUGUAUGACUUCACAUCUCACUGCAGACGCAAAGAAUGGAAAACUGUGUACGGGGCCAAUGUUGUCAUCUUUGAGGGCAUCCUGGCCUUCGCCAACAAGGAACUGCUGAAGCUGCUGGACAUGAAAGUGUUUGUGGACACCGACUCCGACAUUCGGCUCACGCGCCGGCUGAAGCGGGACGUGUCGCAGCGCGGGCGGGACAUCGCCGGCAUCAUCAGGCAGUACAACAAGUUCGUCAAGCCGGCCUUCGAGCGGUACAUCGAGCCCACCGUGCAGCUGGCCGACAUCGUGGUGCCCCGAGGCGGCGACAAUUUUGUGGCGCUGGAUUUGAUCGUUCAGCACGUUCACAGUCAGCUGGAGAAGCGGGAGAUCACUGUGAGGUCUGCUCUGGCGUCGGCUCACCAAGGUCAGCCCCUACCCGACACUCUGAGCGUCCUGAAGAGCACGCCGCAGGUGCGCGGCAUGCACACCAUCAUCAGGAACAAGGAGACCAACCGCGACGCGUUUGUUUUCUACUCCAAAAGAUUAAUGAGGCUCCUGAUCGAACACGCCCUCUCCUUCCUGCCCCUCAAGCCCGUAUCCGUGGAGACGCCUCAGGGUGGCGUCUACCACGGCAGGAGGCUGAGCGGUAAACGAAUCACAGGCGUGUCCAUCCUGAGGGCAGGCGAGACCAUGGAGCCGGCACUCAGGGCCGUGUGCAAAGACAUCCGACUGGGGAAAAUCCUCAUCCAGACCAACCUCGACACGGGCGAACCUGAGCUGCACUAUCUGCGGCUGCCCAAAGACAUCAGUGAGGAUUUUGUCAUCCUGAUGGACAGCACCGUGUCCACCGGGGCCGCUGCGCUCAUGGCCGUCAGAGUUCUGCUGGACCACGACGUGGCCGAGGACAAGAUCUUCUUGCUGUCGCUGCUCAUGGCGGAGACGGGCGUCCACUCGGUGGCCUACGCCUUCCCCAAAGUGCGCGUCAUCACCACGGCCGUGGACAAGGAGGUCAACCACCAGUUCCACAUCAUCCCGGGCAUCGGUAAUUUUGGCGAUCGUUACUUCGGCACCGACGCUCCCUCGGACUGGUGCGAAAGUGACGACGGGGUGGACUUGUGACGAGACGCGAAAACAAAACAUCGCUGAGCCUCCCAGGUCCGCAGAACAAACACGCGUGCCAACAAAUACUUGAUUUUCUUUCAUUACCAGUAAUGUGUUCAUGUUUUAUUUUCAUCUGACGAAGAGCCUUUGACUUUAAAAAGGGACAUCUUGAUCUUUAUCUAUUUAAUGUUCUAUCUACAAAGCGACAUCAGAAGGAGCCCCAUUUUUUUGAAAAUCCACUGAGCAUUUACACUUUUUCCCACUAAAACCACGUGGAUUCGACAGUAGUUUAUGAAGAAAGUAUUGUCUUUGAUGUAACCAUAGCUACCCCGGAUGAUUUGUUUUAGUGGAGCAGCUUUUACGGCUUCCGGGUUGCGUUGACAGAAGCGUUCCGACUGUACGCACGUUUGUGUUGCGUGAUCAUGUUUCUGUCACUUCAUUCAGUGUUUACCGCUGCCCAUUUUCUAGUACUUUAAGGACAUUAUGGUGCGGACUUCCUCUAAGAAUUACAAAAAAAUCUUUGUACUUGAAUUACAAAACUAUUUGUUUUUGGUUUACUUGUUAUAUACUGAAUGUAUUUUAUGGCGCCGUUCAUUAUAUUUGUAUAAUUUGCAACCUCUCAUCAGCCAAAGGAAACCUUUAGUUACAAAAUGAGUGUCAGUGGUGUUAAUGCUGCUGUUGUUCAUUUUAACGUGUUUCCUGCCAGUAUCAUUGAGCAAAGAUGGCUAAACUUCUUAUUCUAUUCUCUGGAUUUAAAUCUAAACCUCAACUGUGUGUCAGCCAUUUUGAAUGUUUUAAUUUAUUUUAUAAUUGACUGACUGUGACUUUACAGCCUCGUAUCCCGACAAAUGUUACGAUUUCAUAUGAUGGCCUUCAUUUUUGGUGAGGCUGCAUUUCAUCUGCUCCGCUCCACUGCGCCCUUGAAGGGAAUGUGCCCCUCAUGGAGUGUCGGUCAAAUAAAAUAUUUCUUGUUAAUA
Messenger RNA from Phycodurus eques (leafy seadragon), 2626 nucleotides. RefSeq names its product uridine-cytidine kinase-like 1. Bases 15 to 1667 code for a protein of 550 amino acids. The transcript has 15 exons. Gene Ontology annotation, cellular component: cytoplasm. The record is from RefSeq and is a predicted model, not a curated record. Lineage: Eukaryota; Metazoa; Chordata; Actinopteri; Syngnathiformes; Syngnathidae. Gene Ontology annotation, molecular function: ATP binding; kinase activity.